Monoraphidium neglectum is the source of this 786-nucleotide messenger RNA. RefSeq lists its product as hypothetical. NCBI's taxonomy places the organism in Eukaryota, Viridiplantae, Chlorophyta, Chlorophyceae, Sphaeropleales, Selenastraceae. The record is from RefSeq and is a predicted model, not a curated record. Bases 1 to 786 code for a protein of 261 amino acids. The transcript has 2 exons.
AUGGCGGGCGCCGACAGUGUCACCAUCACGGGCAGCGAGGCGGGCCUCAACCUCGGGACGCGCCUGCUGUCGGAUCUGGUCGGCUCCUCGGCCGGCGACGCGGAGACGCUGAGGCGCGGCAUACAGCAGUCGCUGGAGGUGCGCACCGAGGCCCUCCAGAAGCGCCUCGAGGCGCGCGGCGCCGCGGACUCCGACGCCGACGCCCCAGGCGGCGGCGCCGCCGACGGCGGCCUCCUCUCCCCCGGCCGCGGCGGCGUCGGCGCGCUGGCCGGCCGCGGGCUGACGGCGGCGCUGGGGCGCGGCGUGGGCGGGCGCGGGCUGAGCCCGCGGCGGGAGAAAGUGGAGCUCUUCAUACUGGACCCGCUUGUCGUCGCCGGCGGCACGACCGCGGCCGGUGCGGCCAGGAGGGACCCGAACAAUCCGCUCCUCAGCGUGACGGACAGCGUCCACGACGCGCAGGGCGAGUCAGCGGGCGUCGGCGCUGCUGCUGGAGCUAGCGCCGGCACGAGCAGCGCCGGCACGAGCGGCGGCGGCGCGGACGGCGGCGGCGGCGGCGACGGCUCGGCGGUGGUGAUGACGCCGCUGCAGCCGGAGUUUGUGACGUCAUCAUUGGACUCCGAUUCUGACUCCUCGGAUUCGGAUACUGAGGAGCGCAGCGUCGUCGUCGCCGGCGUUAGCGGCAACGGCAACGGCAACCACGCGUAUGCGCGCCGCGUGGCGACGGACGCGGGCGCGCCGCUGCGCAACGGCAGCAAGGGGAGCCUUUCGAGCAGUGACGGCGCGUGA